Messenger RNA from Mycotypha africana, 804 nucleotides. RefSeq lists its product as uncharacterized. The annotation marks the transcript as partial. The record is from RefSeq and is a predicted model, not a curated record. Lineage: Eukaryota; Fungi; Mucoromycota; Mucoromycetes; Mucorales; Mycotyphaceae. The transcript is spliced from 2 exons.
GAGGGAGAGCAAGACGUAGAUUAUGACAAUUCUGGUGACGAUUGCGGUAACAUACCGGACUUUGUUCAGCUAGACUUACGAGGAGAACAAACAAUCGUUGAUAGAGAAACACUUGUGAAUCUACCGGAAAGUUUACUGAUUGCCAUGUUUCCAAACGGGCUGAUACUUGUUAAAAAAGAAGCUACAGCCAGUUUAAUGAGAGUAGAAGAGAAUCAUACUCUGAUAAAUGAGGAGGAAGAAUUGAUGUUGGCUUAUGUUGAUUUUAAUAGUUCUUGCUUAAAAUAUGUUUUAGAUGUUUUUCAGCAAGCGCAACAAAAGGUGCCUGAGUACAGAAGUAGCCCUUUAUUUAUGAACAAACAAGCCAUUAUUGUGUUAAGGGAGGAACUAGAGUAUUAUUGUAUUACACAGCAACAACAGCAUUCACAAAAGCAAUUGAAAAUAGCAGCAGGAGAGUAUUUAACGAACAAUAAUCAAGUAUUUUCAGCCUUGUUGAAGAAUAUUGAAAGAGAACAAAAUGUGUCAGAACAACAUCUCAUAGAUAUGUUAUGCAAUGCUGGAUUCACGAAAGAAGAUAAAUGGGCUUUCAGAGAGCUGGAGCCUAAUAGAACAUGUGUCAUGAGUAUCAGUUUAGUACCGUUGAAGUAUUCAAACGAUAAAGAUACAGCGAAUAAAUUACUAUUAUUUUGGAGAAAACCUGCUAGGAAAUGUUGGUGGGAGGGUACUACAAUAGAAUUACAAAAGAUUGAAAAGCCAAUUCGUUUAUGGUCACGACGAACGUGGACAUUAGAAUUGGCCCUGAUAUGA